CAACAACAACAACAACAACAACAGGAUCCCGCGGCAAACAACAACAAGAACUGUAAGAGCAAGUGCUUUACUUUACAACUGGGUAACACAGAGUGUAAGAUCAUCUGCGACCCUCCUGUUAUUGAACAACCAACACAAGCACCAGCCUAUGGUCUGUACCCACAACAAGGGGCAUACGGACAACAGUAUCCUUAUAUGGGACAAAUGCCGUCACCCUGUGUCCCUCCCGCGUGCCAACCCGGUCAGAUGUACGCUGGGUACAUGCCGGCUCAGCCAUACCCCGGACAGGGAGUUCCGGCUCCCGGUGUUUAUCCCCCAGUUGCUCCAAGACCAUCUCCUGUUCAGGAGGGCUGUGUGGGGCGGUCAUGUGAUCAAGAACAAGACGAGAAGGCUGAUAAACCUGCUAAAGACAAACCGGAAAAGCAAGACAAACCGGCCCCUGCUCCGCCCAAGCCUGCCCAGGCUCCAUCUCCAUACACUUUUCAGACCCCAAGCGCUACUGUUGUGAUGGACCCAAUCAGAAUCACAUCACAACCUGAACCUCAGAUACCACUUGCUCCUAUGAUUCCUGGUCAAAUACCAAUGGCUAUGCCCCAGCCUUAUGCUAUGCCCCAGGCCCCACAGGUCCCAUAUGAUAUUUCCAUCUCAGGGGUGGCCGCACCACCACCUCCACAGCCCCAGGCUCCACCGCCGGCUCAGUAUUUCAAACCAAUGCCUAAAGGCUGUGACGAUUACAGCCAGCCAAGAUGCCGGGUCUUCCUUGAUUGGCCCACGGAUGAACGUAACGAGAUUAAAGCAUCAUUGCGAUUCAAACAGAACUGGCACAGUGACUACAAACGUCCCACUACAACAAAAUACAAGAUCUUUGCUGCUGAAGUAGAGAAAGGGAUAAGGGACGUUUACACUCAAGAUCGAAAUUUCAGAAGUGUGAAGGUUACAAGCUUAAGCGAAGAAGACAUGAAGGUAGCGGCCAAUUUUAUUCUGGAGUUUGCUCAGCCAGAGAAGGGCGCCCUGAGAUAUCUAUCACACGCCAUAUCCCAUAAUUACCUGGAAAGCAUGCCGGUAUACAAGAAUACCUUACUACGGGACGGUCUCACUCACCAUCACCGAUCUAUUGUUGCCACUCAAAAGGAGCUAGACGCUGUUCCUAAAGUCAAAGUUGAGAGCAGCCACAAGCAGGAAGAUGAAAUUCUCACAACAAUAUCAAGCUCUUAUCAGGGAUGCUUCAGGGACAAAAAGCCCGGCCGUGAUCUUCCAAAACAGUUCACCAAGUACGAAAUGACCCCUGAAUGGUGUGUUGGGAAGUGCAAGCUUGCAGGGUACAGUUAUGCUGGUCUACAGUAUGGAUACUUGUGUUUCUGUGGUGACAAGUUUGGCAAGUAUGGCCGAGCCGACGAUCGCGACUGUGACAGUUUGUGCUUUGGUGAUAAGACUAGGAAUUGUGGCUCUUUCUGGCAUAAUUCCAUCUUCUCUGUUGGUAAGGACUUUGAUAGCAACACUGAGUGAAAUUUGAAUAACGGAUUCAAA
This is a messenger RNA of Orbicella faveolata, 1527 nucleotides long. RefSeq lists its product as uncharacterized. NCBI's taxonomy places the organism in Eukaryota, Metazoa, Cnidaria, Anthozoa, Scleractinia, Merulinidae. The record is from RefSeq and is a predicted model, not a curated record. Gene Ontology annotation, cellular component: plasma membrane.